AACGCGGAUUCCAUGAAAACAAAAAUCGGCAAUUCUGUCAAAUAUCAAACAUGGAAGUGCAAUAUGUGUACCAAAAAAAACGUACAGAGUUUGGUCGGCAGUGUGUAUUCAGCGACAAAGGUCCUGACUUGAUAGACAAUUAUCCCUCCAACUGGGUCCUGCUUGAAAACUACAUUCUCAAAGAUCCAUUCUCGCAAGGAACCCAAUGCAAUUCCAUCCUAGCGGAGCACGACGCGAACACAACGCGGGCCACUUUCGUUCACUCCGGCAUGAAUCACACCGAGGGCGGAUGGCCUAAGGACAUAAACAAGGAAGACGAGGAGCAGACCAAACGAUACCGUCGAAAAAUUGAGAAGGAAGACUCGUAUAAUCCGAUUCUUAUGCAUCUGUGCAAAAACAUGGAGGACUCAGUAUUACAGAAUAAUUCCAUCAAUAUCUACCAGCAGUACUUUUCCGAUGUUGAACCAACUCCGCUCGUGGAGAAAAGUUCGGCGCGUAUCGUCAACGUGUACCAAGAUCAGUGCCCUACGAAACGAGUGGUUAAUCGUAUCUCUUGGUCGCCUGAUGGCGGUACCAAGUUGGCGGUGACUCAUUGCGAUCUUAAAUUCCAGCAACCAUUUGAUAUUCCUACGUCCCAUUCGUACAUUUGGGAUAUCGAAAAUCCCAAUCGCCCACUCCUGAUCUUCCAGCCGAAAUUUACCCCGAUGGUUUGCUUGGAGUAUCACACGAAAGAUGUUAACACGCUCGUGAGCGGGCAGUUGAGUGGAAGGCUGGCCGUGUGGGAUUCGCGCAAGGGUUGCGGGCCGGUCAAUAGAAGUCUGACGGAAGUAAGUCAUCGCGAACCCGUGAUGUCAGUGUUGUGGAUCAAUUCCAAAUCUGGUUUGGAGUUUUUCAGUACUUCAACCGAUGGACAAGUUAAAUGGUGGGAUGCACGGAAACUGACGGAACCCUUGGAAACGCUGAUACUAAGCUCUCCGGGACAGAUUAUACAAAAAGCAAUGAGCGCCUCGUGCUUGGAGUAUGAAACAACUAUUCCCACCAGGUUCAUGGUGGGCACGGAGAAAGGUGUCAUAAUCUCGUGCAAUCGCAAAGGAAAGUCACCUAGUGAAAAAAUGGCCCUCCGAUUCUCGGCGCAUUUAGGCCCGGUCUUGGCUAUACAACGUAACGCAGCGUAUGUAAAGAAUUUCCUCAGCGUCGGUGAUUGGACCGUUCGAAUAUGGUCCGAGGAUUGUAAGGAAAGUUCGAUUAUGUGGACCUGCUACCAUAGGGAUCGGUUGACUGACGGCGCCUGGAGCCCCACUAGAGUGUCUGUAUUUUUUACGACACGGAGCGACGGUUCGUUGGAUGUAUGGGAUAUACUGCAGCAACAGGAGCGGGCUUGUAUUAGCAUGAAGGUCAGCGACGAACCCCUCAGUUGCCUACGUGUUCACGAACAGGGUCGUUUGGUUGCCGUUGGUAACGUGAGGGGCACCACGAACUUGGUGCAAUUGAGCGAGAACUUGUCCUACAGUACUAAACUAGACAGAACGUUACUAACUGCGAUGUUUGAACGCGAAAGCAGGCGAGAAAGAAUCUUAGAAGCUCGCAAUAGAGAAAUAAAGCUAAAAUUGAAAACAAAAAGCGGCCUUGCUGUUGGAGCGGACAGUGUUGCUGUUAUGGAAGUUACGGAAACGGUGGAGAAAACUGUAGCAAGCGAUCCCGAAGUAUAUGCCAGCGAAGAGGAGUUCUUCAGCAUUAUCAGUGCUGCAGAAGCGAAAGAUACACUUAAAUAGGAGAGACUCUUUCGGC
Messenger RNA from Photinus pyralis (common eastern firefly), 1788 nucleotides. Its product is annotated as dynein intermediate chain 3, ciliary-like. Gene Ontology annotation, cellular component: outer dynein arm. The coding region runs from base 51 to 1772 and encodes 573 amino acids. Gene Ontology annotation, biological process: cilium movement; outer dynein arm assembly. Gene Ontology annotation, molecular function: dynein light chain binding; dynein heavy chain binding. The transcript has 8 exons. Lineage: Eukaryota; Metazoa; Arthropoda; Insecta; Coleoptera; Lampyridae. The record is from RefSeq and is a predicted model, not a curated record.